GUGGGUAGAGGGUGCUCGGAUCGAUGCGGCGGUCGUCGAGCGCGUUCACGUCGCCGACGACGUUUCGGUCUCGGUCUUUCGGUUCGCCUUCGCUCUCGGUUUCGCGCGGCUCGAUCGUCGUGCGUCCGUUGACGAUUAGCCGAUCGACGAUUACAUGUGUGCGCGUUUUUCCAUAUAUUUACCUCUGUCCGUCUGCCUAUAUACUCGCGGCCUGCCCGGUGUACUACUCUCUUUCUACUCUCGGCUCGAGUCGCGCGAAUUUUGCCCCCUUUUUUUUCUCCACCCCCGGAUCGCGCGUGAUAGAGCGCCGUAUACUACCCUACAUUUCUCUGUUUAUCCGCCCCGAUAAUCGGAGACGUUCCAGAGAUAUCGUCGUCGCGAUAUGAGCACGAGACACACGGCCCCCAGCAACGAUGACAGCUGUCAGAGGGAUGUCGAGGCACCACUGCCGAGCGAUAGGACGUCGCGUGGAUCGCGAGAGUUAAUUGAAAUACCAUCCUCAUGCUUGGCAGCAGCAGUAUUCUUAGGACCACUUUAAAGCCUCCAGGAGCAUGGGCUCGAGCCGAAGAUCCGGCUCCGGUGGGAGCCGGGCAAACGCCGGCGUUCUCAAGGAGCGUGCCAACAUGUCGUUCAUGCUGGUCGUCAUGUUCUUCGCCGUGUUCGGCCUGAUCGUCCUCACGGAGAUAUUCCUGAUCGACGAGAGGCGCGGCGUGAGCGUCGGCGGCACCGGCGUACUCGGGGGUCACAGGAGCGGUCAUCGAUUGCCGGCUGCGCCCGAUCGUCCGGAUUACGGCGAGGUGGGAGCCGAAGAUUACGCCGGUUUGAAGGGUAGCUUUGAUGAGCACGUCGGGUUGUUGGUUCGCGGAGAGGACGCAGGGCAGAAGACGAUAAUACACCCGGAUCCACGUGGCUUACCGAGCUUACCGCCCAGCUUGGAGGCCCGUUUACCGCAGUUGGAUCAGAAUCUGAAGGUUACGCAUGCUGAAUGGUUACCAGUCACCAAUACUAGGUUUAAAUUCUUCGUUUACUCGGCGUAUUUCGACGACAGAGUUAGCGGCGCAGGUACGCCAGCGGGUAAAAGUCAGGGUGUAGUACGCGUGAUCAGCGCUACAAAAACCAGAGGCCCCGAACGCGUCUGGUGUAGACUCUGGUAUCGACAGCAAAACGGCGGAAAUGUCACUGCCUCGGUAACGGUAGCUGCGAAAGUUAAGGUAAUUCGAGAAAAUUGGAAUCUCAAGUACAGUGCCUGCUUCGUGAUAUGUCCGUUGCCUAAAGAAUCUCCGACAAUGGAUAAGGUGCCCGAAGCGGUCAGUGUUGUAGCGAGAUUGCGAGCUGUCCCGACGAAUCGUAUUCUCAUUCAGAAUCGUCUCGAAAACAGAAUGAACGAGAAAGAUGCUCUGGCUGUUUGCGUCAAACCUUUACACUAUUAUUACAAUAGAGUUUUGCAAUUGGUGGAGUUUAUCGAAUUGCACAGACUCUUGGGUGCUACCCACGUCACUCUGUAUAACGAUACUGUAGGCGCGGCAGCCGGUUGCGCACUGAAAUAUUACGAGAAUAAGGAUCUGGUUACAGUAUUACCGUGGCAUCAUCUUGACAUGAUUUCCCAACGAGAGAUUCGUACGGAGGGCCUCUUUGCGGCGCUUAACGACUGCCUCUACCGAUCUAUGUACAAAUAUGAAUAUGUGGCGCUCGUAGAUCUCGAUGAAUAUAUUAUGCCGAGGCAUAACGACACCAUAAUUGAUCUGCUACGGUGGAUGGGAAAUCGGAUCAAUGUUAAGUCUACGGGUGCGUUUUCCUUUCAAAACGCCUUCUUUUAUCUGCAAUGGGCCGAUGAUCCCUUUGUGGUAACUAGUCGCACACCCACCGAGGCUGGUUUGAUCACUCUGAGAAAAACGCGACGCAGGACCAAGUUGCAUCCGCACAAGCAACGUUCCAAGUACAUUUGCAAGCCGCAAGACGUAGUGGAGGCGGGCAAUCAUUUUGUAUGGGAGUUUAUCCCAGGUCAUGGAACUUUGAACGUGCCAUCAGAUGCCGCCAUCUUGCACCAUUAUCGUGUCUGUGAGUUUGGCGGCGACGAUUGCAUUAAAACGCAAUCGACAGUGGAUAGAACGGCCUACAAGUACAGAGAUCGGCUCGCUGCGAAUGUCGACAAGACAUGGAUGGAGCUACGCGCCGAGUGCUCGCUUCCGGAACUCGAUCCGGUACCAGUAUUGACGCCCCGAGUUAAACUCAGCCCGCUCGGCAAAUCGAUCAGGUAGCGAAAGACUAUCGUCGAGAUCCUAUGGGAUAUUGGCAAUUUCACAGGUACACCAAAAGUCGCAAGGACCUAUUUCUACAACUACGGCGGUCCUUAGUUCUCUUGAAAAGAAAGCUGAACUAAGCGGGCUCCUGUCCUUUUUUACCAAAUUCUCAAUGGACUGUUUCUAAAUUUGUAAAAUGGAGGAUAAUACGGGAACUUGUAGAGAUUAUCGCGAAACAAAAAAAAAAGCAAAAAGAAAGAAAAGGAAAGACGCAACGCUUUAAUCGAGACACGGAUUAAUCAUAUUUUUCUACAUGAUGGAUUCUUGAAUGGCUGGCGAAAUUGGAGACAAGUUGCCACAAGUCGAUCGAGUUGUCUUGAUACUACAUGGUGGACUUCCUCCCUUACAGUUUUAUACUCUCUUGUAUCUGUAUCUUUCUCUAAUUCUUUUACUCAAUCAGCAAGUGUGAUCAUUUGCGACAAAAUGUAUUAUUGUUAAAGAGAAUUGUUACGGAGGGCCUAAAUCACGGACUAAAAAAAGCACUUGGUGAUAAACGACGAGCAAGAUUAGAUAUUAACCCUAUUGUACCGUUGUUUCGAGUAAAUUUUUUUUUAAUACUUGUAAAUCCACACAAUGUAUAUCUUACGCAUAUCCAUAGAAUCAAUAAAUAGCAUAGUGAUGUAUGUAUAAUAUGUAUUUAGAAGAGUGUUAGAUAUUCGAUCUGCAGAGACAGAGCCUAGGAGAUAUGCAAUGUUCUCGAAAAAUAUUAUUUCAAAUACAAUCCGUCGGAGAUUUGUUACAAGUCCAAUGUUGAAAGGAUGUGAAUUUACUUAAACAGAGAGAUACUAUGUGUAGUAUCACCUAUAAUAAUUUUUUUCCAACAUUUUAUAACAAGUCUGAAUUUAUUUGUUUUAGUUGUGUGAAAUAUAUAUUUUCUUAUAUAUAUUUCUUCUCAAUACAAAAUCUUGAAUAAUCAUGUUUCGUACGAUAAGUUAUAAUGUAAUCCAAUAAAGGUGGAUUAUUAAGUUGCAGGAUUAUCAGUUCCUAAUUUUUAAUAAAAAAAUAUUUUUUACAUAGGCAAAAAAGUCUGUGAAAAUAUAAAUCUCUUUUUUCUUUUUCAAAAAGAUGAAUAUAUUAAUUUGUUGCGCAAGAGAUUGUAUGAUUAUCUGAUUUAUCAUUGCUAGCUAGAUUAUUUAAGUAACAAAUAAACAGCGAAACAUUUUCGUUGUACGCACACAAGCAAACAUAGGCCGAUGAUGAAGUCGCACAAGUGAAUUUGGUAGAAGGAUAAAAUGUUUCAAAUAGGUACAAUUUGCCCGAUAAUAAGAGGAACAUUAUUGGCAACAGAUUCGGGCUAGCGAUACCGAUUUGUUGCCAAAUGCCGCUGUGGCCGACACGUCUAGCAAAGUCUUUCUAUAUCUUUGUUAAAAUAUAUAAAGGAUCGUGUUUCUUACGCGUUUCUUACACAAGUUUAUGUAUAUAUGUGUAUACAAGCAUGUGCAUACGUGGACACACGUACGUGGCAUAUACGUUAGACCUAAGUUACAUACAUGUGAUCGGUGCUGAGCUACAAUCGACAAUGCGUCGACAUCGACGAUUAUGUUGACGAAAAUAAAUAUGAUAUUAAGACAAAAAAUUUAUACUUGAUUUCCUUGAAUAUUUAUCGCAUUAUUUACA
Nylanderia fulva is the source of this 3917-nucleotide messenger RNA. RefSeq lists its product as uncharacterized. Gene Ontology annotation, molecular function: glycosyltransferase activity. Lineage: Eukaryota; Metazoa; Arthropoda; Insecta; Hymenoptera; Formicidae. Gene Ontology annotation, cellular component: cytoplasm. The record is from RefSeq and is a predicted model, not a curated record.